GGGCGGGGCGGCCGGGCCCGGAACGGAGUCCGGGUUUGUUGUUUUUGCCCCAGCGGCUCCUCAGUCGCCUCAGCCGCGCCGCCGUCGCCAUGUCCAGCCCUCAGGAACAGCCGCAGCACAACAACAACAACAACCCGCCGGCGGACGGGACGCACGGCGAGCCCGGCCUCAACAGUUCCUGGGUGGAGCUGCAGAUGAACGGCAACGGCAACGGCAAUGACAACGGCAAGAACGGGGGCCUGGAGCACGUGCCAUCCUCCUCCUCCAUCCACAAUGGGGACAUGGAGAAAAUCCUGCUGGAUGCACAGCACGAGUCAGGACAGAGCAGUUCAAGAGGUAGUUCCCACUGUGACAGCCCGUCACCUCAAGAUGAUGGACAGAUAACUUUUGAUGUGGAAAUGCACACAAGUAAAGACAGUAGUUCUCAGUCCGAAGAAGAAGCAGUAGAAGGAGAGAAAGAAUUGGAAGUUUUGAAGAAAAGUGCAGACUGGGUGUCAGACUGGUCAAGUAGGCCUGAAAACAUUCCUCCCAAGGAAUUCCAUUUCAGACAUCCUAAACGUUCAGUGUCUCUAAGUAUGAGAAAAAGUGGAGCAAUGAAAAAAGGUGGCAUUUUCUCUGCAGAAUUUCUUAAGGUUUUCAUUCCAUCUCUGUUCAUAUCUCAUGUUUUGGCUCUGGGACUAGGCAUCUACAUUGGGAAACGCCUGACCACACCUUCAGCCAGCACUUAUUGAAGCCAUGGAGUGCAAACCUGGACCCCAUGUGACCUGUGAAGGUGUUACUGUCUCAUUUAGUACAUUUGACUUGAGACCAUUUUAAGCAUGACCCUGACUUCACCCUUUCCUUCCAUAUCCAGGUUUUUGCUAACUCUGGAAUUCAGUAUUGUGUUGGAACUCUGUUGAGGUGUUUGGCUAUCCACAUUCUUUCCCUCUGUCCCAUUCCCCUGCCUCUUGGCCUGCAAGACACGUCAGAGUUGCUGGAUGGAGUUUACAACUGUCUCUAUGUUGCAAGGGCUUCUCUCAAUGCAAAAUGCCACCAGCAAGUUUAAUUUUAUCAGUGAUGCUGUUGCCUCCUUAGUGCAACCUGACUUCAGUUGCAGUUGUGCAUGAUCUAAGUGUUGACUGCAUGGUGGUGAUAAAACAGUCUCUUUGGAAGGAAAUUACUGAUUGAAGUGGGAAAGAGUUUUUCUUUUGUAAAAAAGCAGCUGGUUGUG
Messenger RNA from Melozone crissalis (California towhee), 1210 nucleotides. It is a transcript of the gene BNIP3L, whose product is annotated as BCL2 interacting protein 3 like. The coding region runs from base 90 to 731 and encodes 213 amino acids. Gene Ontology annotation, biological process: positive regulation of apoptotic process; defense response to virus; mitochondrial outer membrane permeabilization. Gene Ontology annotation, cellular component: nucleus; mitochondrial outer membrane; mitochondrial envelope. The transcript has 6 exons. The record is from RefSeq and is a predicted model, not a curated record. NCBI's taxonomy places the organism in Eukaryota, Metazoa, Chordata, Aves, Passeriformes, Passerellidae.